Messenger RNA from Amoebophrya sp. A120, 512 nucleotides. The record is from the annotation of a GenBank genome assembly. NCBI's taxonomy places the organism in Eukaryota, Dinophyceae, Syndiniales, Amoebophryaceae.
CCUCCGUGCAGUUUUACGAUGCAUAGGUAAAAAAGAUGAUAUCCAAUCUUGACUGAAGGACCAGGAAUAAAGAAUCAAAAAUGCUGUCGACCGCGGCUCUCCAAAAGCUCGACCUGCUUGCCCUGCAGGAGAAGGAGAUCGUGUUGGGGCACAAGUUGAAGGUAGCGAGAAGCGAGCUGGAGCAGUUGGAAGAAAAGGGUAUUGUGUUGACGAAGGAGCAGCAGCUGUAUCGCGUGCAAAUAUGUCUUGGUCUGGUGGGACGGCGCGGAACACCAAUUCCGCAGCUGUUUGCAAACACCACGCACGGAGGUCGUGUAUUUUUGGAGCUUGUUAAUAUUUUCGAGCUCAUGAUCCAAGAACACGUAUGAUCAGAUUUGGAUCGUGAUCCCAACUUGUCGGCAUGAUCACUGAAUAGAAGUCAUAGUUCAUCUUAUUAAAUGGUGUAAUGGCCAGCUCCAGAGGAUCCAGAAGUAUCGUAUUUGCGAUGCAUAAUCUGCUGCAUGACACGAUUG